AUGGUUCAGACAAACGGCGGCGCAGGGUCGCCGCAGUCGAAUACAUUCUGGGAGUGGAAAUCUCCAUUGCCGUACAUAUUUAUAAGCUUAGGUUUAGCGUUCGGUAUCAUUCUCGUGGCGAUCAUCGUCCUGGCUUGUUCCCUGCACAAGCAGUCCUCCGGCGGCGCCGACGGUGACGAGAAAUCGGGAUCGGCGGUGAGCCGAAGCGCGGAGAUGAGCCCGAGUUUCAUCGUCGUCAUGGCCGGCGACGCCAAACCCACCCACCUCGCCAUUCCCCUUCCUUCUAGCUUCAUCGACAAAGCUCCGUCGUGA
Molecule: messenger RNA, 312 nt
Organism: Ipomoea nil (Japanese morning glory)
Lineage: Eukaryota; Viridiplantae; Streptophyta; Magnoliopsida; Solanales; Convolvulaceae
Product: protein GLUTAMINE DUMPER 2-like
Exons: 1
Coding region: 1-312 (103 amino acids)
Biological process (GO): regulation of amino acid export
Source: RefSeq, a predicted model, not a curated record